AUGUGCUUCUUCAAAGAAAUAAGUAUAGAGAGGUUUGUGGUCCUCCUGUAUUUCACUUUAUCCAUCACUAUCUCAUCUGGAGCCGACACCAUAUUUGCAAACCAGUCUCUGUCUGGAGACCAUACAAUCAUAUCCAAAGGUGGACAGUUUGAACUUGGUUUCUUCAAAGCAGGUGACUCUUCCAACUAUUACAUAGGCAUCUGGUAUUAUAAGAAGCUCUAUUCGAAUCCUUCUAUUAUAGUUUGGGUGGCAAACAGAGAAACAUCCAUCUCUGAUAGAUUUCGUUCAGAACUAAAAAUCAUUGAUGGUAGUUUGGUGCUCUUGAAUGACUCCAUGUCCCAGAUUUGGUUGACAAAUGUCACAUUCACCACCACCAUUUUGAACUCUGCAACAACACUUAUUCAUGAUGAUGGAAACUUAGUUUUGAGAGACUCUGGUUCAAAUUCAGUUGAACCUUUUUGGCAAAGUUUUGAAAACCCAACUCAUACUUGGUUGCCUGGUGCUAAACUUGGGUAUACUAAUAUAACAAAAAAGCGCCAGUUUCUUACAUCACAAAGAACCAAUGAAGAUCCUAUAGCCUCCUACAUCCUCCUUACAUUUGAAGAUGGCUACCAACAUAGUAAACCCAAGUGGGUUUAUGAUUUUCAUGAUGAUGAAGAUUGUUGGUGUCUAUCAGCGUAUCGUAUUUUCUUGUAUAGUUAUUGA
Lactuca sativa (garden lettuce) is the source of this 705-nucleotide messenger RNA. Lineage: Eukaryota; Viridiplantae; Streptophyta; Magnoliopsida; Asterales; Asteraceae. The record is from RefSeq and is a predicted model, not a curated record.